AUGGCGAUCAAGGUGAAAAUGAAAUAUGACAAGUAUUGGGGAGACUUUGAAAAAAUUAACCCCCUGUUGUUUGUCGCUUCUGUGCUUGAUCCACGUUACAAGAUGGUCAUUUUAGAAUUUUGGUUCACGAGUAAUGUAAGUGAAGAAAAAGCAAAGAAGAUUACCACCAAAUUGAAGAAUGCCUUGGAGCAGUUGUAUGAUCACUAUGAUAAAAAUGUUGGAGUAGGAGGAAGUAGAAACGGGUUGUCAAAUGAAGAUCAGAGUUGUGAAAUUUCAGCCUCAAUGCCACUGGAUGCAGCCCGUGCGGCCCAUGCGGGUAGAAAUAGGAAAGAUGCUUUAAAAGACUUCCAUUCAUUUUGGGCGUCCAAAAAUUUGUUGUUGUGUCAAACAGAGAUAGAACGAUAUUUUGCAGAAGAUGUUGAGCCACCUUGUGAAACUUUUGAUGCUUUGAUGUGGUGGAAGAUAAAUUCAGGAAAGUUUCCGGUUCUAUCUGAGGUAGCACGAGAUGUCUUGGCAAUUCCAAUUACCAUUGUUGCUUCUGAGUUAGCAUUUAGCACUGGAGGUCGCGUCAUUGAUCCUUUUCGGAGUUCUUUAGCUCCGAAAACAGUGGAGGCUCUUAUAUGCACUCAAUAUUGGUUGAGAUCUUCUUGGGUCAGUGAGCAUGAUGAGUUACAUCAAACUACUGUUGAAGAUGAAGAUAGCUACAAGCUUGACUUAGAAAUUAUGUCUGACUCCAUCACAUUUGACAAUUGA
Molecule: messenger RNA, 753 nt
Organism: Alnus glutinosa
Lineage: Eukaryota; Viridiplantae; Streptophyta; Magnoliopsida; Fagales; Betulaceae
Product: zinc finger BED domain-containing protein RICESLEEPER 1-like
Exons: 2
Coding region: 1-753 (250 amino acids)
Molecular function (GO): protein dimerization activity; DNA binding
Source: RefSeq, a predicted model, not a curated record